UAUAAUUAUUAUUAUUAUUUACACAUUUAGACUGAUGUAUAUUACAUAUUGGUAGUGUGUUAGCCGAGCAAGAGGUGGCAUGCACAUACAUAAAUGAGUUGGACUUGGCAUGUGAGUGUAUUGUAAAUGUGCAGUCAGUUGCACACAUUAUAUUAACACACUUAUAUGAUCAGUAUAUAUAUAUAUAUAUUUGCGUUUGAUUUGUCAAGAGAGCAGAGGGAGCAUGUGGCCCUGGCGGGGUAAGGCCUAAUGAUGGCUCUGUGCAUCUCACACUAGGAGCUCAGGGAGGUGGCGGAGAAAGGUAUUCAAAUCCCAGGGUGUUUAAUCUGUACAGGGAGCAUUGAUAUAUCCAGAUAGUUUAAUCGUCCUUCUUGAUGAUUAAUAAGCCCACAACUUGGAAUGCAUUAUUAGACCAGUGGGAAUCAGAAGCAGCCUUCAAAAAAAAAAAAAAUCUGUGGCAAACAAAUCCUGUAAUCAAAAGGAAGCUGUUGCUGGCUCGAGCCAAAGAACCAAGAUCACUAUAGCAGCACACACACACACACACUCACACACACACACAGACAAACACACAGACAAACACACACACACACACCAAGGCGUAUAAAGGGAGUAUAGCCUGUAGACGGAUUCAAUAUUUGCACUUUACACCCUCCAUUCCAUUGGAAAGUGAUUUUAUUCCCCCCUCCUCCGGCAGAAAACUUGCCCACGGACAGAAGUGACGCUUGUAAACAACCAAGGGCUGCUGCUGAUGGACGAGUGAUUUGACCCGAUGUUUUUGACAUUUCUAUCCCCCCCAAAAAAACGGCCACACUCGUUCAUCACAGACAUUGUGCAGUCUUCAUCUUCACAGACACAUCUCCUCUCUGCUCCGGUCUGUUGAUGACAUUUUCCCGUCGCUCAACAGACGUUACAUUGUUCGAAGCCACGGAGGCCUUUUGUCUCUCUGCGUCCGGUUGGCAACGCCUCUUGGAAAAAACAGACUAAUACAUUAGCAUUUGAGCACUAUAGUCUGACGAGCCCGGGCUGCCGACCCACAGCACAGAUAAGGCACAGUCUUCUUAAAAUCUAGUCGAAAACCUCUUUGCAUUCAGUUACUGCAAGACUUGGAUUCAAGAAACAAUCCUUUUGGAUUAUCAGGAGCCUUGAUACUUUUUGAGGAUCCUCCUCAUCCAGCGAGAACAAAACAACACUCCUUUCGACAUGGCUGCAUCACACCUGCUGCUCCCCGCCCUGCUCUGCACGCUGUUCGUGCACCAGUGUCACGGGGCCUGUGCCGAGGUGGACUCCGACACGCAGGCGGUGGCGGGCAAGAACUUCAAACUGGGCUGCAUCUCCUGCAAGAGGAGGAGCGAGGUGGACGGCUCCGCCACCAUCGACUGGUACUUCAGGCCCAAAGGAGAAGCCGACUUUGUCCACAUCUACACCUACAACGAGGAUGGCCCCACCAUCGCGAGCGACCAAUUUCUGGACCGCCUGGAUUGGAUCGGGAGCAAGGCGAGCAACGACAUCCAAGAUGGCUCCAUACACCUGCUCAACGUCACCUUCAACGACACGGGCACCUACCGCUGCUUCUUCAACCGCAUCCUCUUCUACGAGUACUACGAGUACAGCACCGUCGUCAGCAAGGUGGUACACCUCAGUGUGGUGGCCAAAGCCAGCAGAGGAACCGCCUCCAUCGUGUCAGAGGUCAUGAUGUACGUGUCCAUCAUCGGCCUGCAGGUCUGGCUCCUCAUAGAGAUGAUCUACUGCUACAGGAAGAUAUCGGCGGCCGGGGAAGAAGCGCUACGAGAAGCAGCAAAUGCUGAGUAUUUAGCGAUCGCCUCUGAAAGUAAAGACAACUGUGCAGGGGUGCAGGUCGGAGAAUAGCACAGGCUUCUUCCAUGGUCUGAAAUCAUCCGUCCACCCUCUGACCUGCAUGAAGACAAACUGCGGAGAGAAAACUCCUCCUCACCUCUCGUCUCUGUUUCACCUUUUCCUUGACAAGCGUCAAAAAACGGUCGGACAAACAAAGAGAGCAUGGAGCCAGCACUGUGUAUAGUAUUCUGCGCGCCUAAGCAUGUCCUGCACUUAUACGAAAAAAAACCCCAUUAUGCAUUCAUGAGACACAUUGUCAAUAGCACACUCGAUACAUACAGUAUUUCUUAAAAAGCAUAUGUAGUCAUGCGUUUAUAGGACAUGUAAGUGGUACUGUGUGGUUUCUGGUGGGUUGUAAACCGGAGGGUUUUUACCAAAUCAUCAUCACCUAAUGUAUAAAUAAUGGGACACACAACAUGUACGGUUUAAAGUGUUUAUAAAAUAGAAAGUGAUGGAUGGCGAUAAACGGGGUCUUUCCAGUUGCUAGUUGUGCACUGAAAUGUUACAAUGUGCUAAUAAAAUCUGGGAAAAUG
Molecule: messenger RNA, 2387 nt
Organism: Scophthalmus maximus (turbot)
Lineage: Eukaryota; Metazoa; Chordata; Actinopteri; Pleuronectiformes; Scophthalmidae
Gene: scn1bb
Product: sodium channel, voltage-gated, type I, beta b
Exons: 6
Coding region: 1201-1866 (221 amino acids)
Biological process (GO): regulation of heart rate by cardiac conduction; cardiac muscle cell action potential involved in contraction; sodium ion transport
Cellular component (GO): voltage-gated sodium channel complex
Molecular function (GO): sodium channel regulator activity
Source: RefSeq, a predicted model, not a curated record